CUCUUCUUAAUGCAUAUUUCUUGACGGAGUUGUGUGGGGACAAGCUCCAUUCUGAAGGGGCUGGCCUGAUUUUACUGUCUCAUUUUUAUUCUCCAGAAUGGAUUCUGGGUGGGUUUCCUGGGUGGUGGUUCUAUUAGUGAAUCUGAUCAGGCUGGAUUCCUCUGUGACUGAAGGCAGAGACUUUCCAGAAGAUUUUGUGGUUCAGGCAAAGGCUGACUGUUACUUCACCAAUGGGACAGAAAAGGUGCAGUUUGUCGUUCGAUUCAUCUUUAACUUGGAGGAGUAUGCACGUUUUGACAGUGAUGUGGGGAUGUUUGUGGCAUUGACGGAGCUGGGGAAGCCGGAUGCUGAGCGAUGGAACAACCGGACGGAUAUACUGGAGAGGAGCAGAGCUUCUGUGGAUGCACUCUGCAGAUAUAACUACAAACUUGGUGCAUCCUUCACAGUGGGGAGAAAAGUGCAACCAGAGGUGACGGUGUAUCCAGAGAGAACCCCAUCCCUACAACACCCCAAUUUGCUGCUUUGCUCUGUGACAAAUUUCUAUCCAGGGGACAUCAAGGUCAAGUGGUUCCGGAAUGGGCAGGAGGAGAGAGCUGGGGUCAUGUCCACUGGCCUUAUCAGGAAUGGAGAUUGGACUUUUCAGACUAUGGUGAUGCUGGAAAUAACUCCUGAACUUGGAGAUGUCUACACCUGCCUUGUGUACCACCCCAGCCUGCUGAGCCCUGUUUCUGUGGAGUGGAGAGCUCAGUCUGAAUAUUCUUGGAGGAAGGUGCUAAGUGGAGUUGGAGCCUUACUAUUUGGGAUAAUCUUCCUUCUGGUGGGGAUUGUCAUCCACUUCAGGGGUCAGAAAGGUUAUGUGGAGACCCAGUUGUCUGAUGAUGAGGUCUCAAGAGGUGUUCUUCCACCACAGCCAUACCAAGGUCCUAAGUGAAGCUUCUCUGGGAUCCUGAUGAAGUACUGAGUGGCCUGGGCCCCUAGACUAGAUAAAUGACAGUCAUGAGAUCAGCGUUCUGGGAGUGGCCCUUUUCCAUAAUCCUUAGGGAAAUACUGGACUGAUUCUACAAGAUUUGUGUUCUGAGAUCUUGCAUAUCCCACCCUUCUGCCCUUCCUCCUGCUACUUGUAUGCUUUAUUAAGUCUUCAUUUCUAAGAAAACUCUCCAGAAAUCCUCCUAAGACCUACCUCCUUCCAGUCCCAAACUUUUUACUUCUCUGUGGCCCAGCCCUGGCCCUAUAAAUUGUUAUCCCCAAAUCCUUCUCUGUUCCAACUGCAGUCUCCACAGUCUUCAGAAGACAAAUGUUCAGCCACUAUUUCCUUGUUUCUGUUUUUUUAAAACACUUUUUUAAAAUCAUAAAAUAAAAGAGAUACCUGUAAAAACCGGUUGCUGUUGAGUCAAUGCCGACUCAUAGCGACCCUACAGGACAGAAUAGAACUGCCCCAUAGAGUUUCCAAGGAGUGGCUGGUGGAUUUGAACUGCUGACCUUUUGGUUAGCAGUUGUAGCUUGCCUUAGCUCUUAACCACAAUGCCACCAGGGCUCCAAAAGAGAUACAGAUAACCACAUAAAAUGUAUAAUUUAAUGAGUUAUUUAAAGUAAAAUCCCUGUAAUCACCGCUCAGGUCAAGAAAUAAAAGUUUGCCAGGCAUCCCAGAAGUCUCUUAAGUGCCUCGUGUCAAUCAAAACCCCUUCUCUCACCCCCAAACUAAUCAUAUCCUGACUUUUAUUGUAGCCCUUUUCUUGUUUCUGUAUAGUCUAUUCACCCACACUUGCAUCUGUGGACACUAUACCUUAGUUGUGCCAAGUUUUUUUUUAUAUGUCUUUUAUGUUACUUAUAAUUUCUUUUCCUUAUGAUUAAUCUGUUGAAAAAACCUGAGUUUCCCACAAUCUACAUCUGGCUGAUUGCACACGCAUGGUAUAAUUUAACACGUUUCUGUGUCGGCAUUUCUUGCAAAUUGGCACCUGGAUUCAAGGCUGGAUCAGACUUGGGUAGUACUGUCUUUCACUGUGAGGCACAUAAUUGUCUCUCUUUUAUGAUGUUAUGUUAUGUUGCCGAGGUCCAUUCAUUCACUGGGGAUUGCAAAAUGGUGAUAAUUCUAUUAUUCCUUCCUCAUUUAUAUGCUCCAUUAUUUCUAUAAAGAGAUAGGUCUCAUCAUUUACUGUUGGGCUGUCCAAUGGUAUGGUAGAAAGGCGGGGUCAAUGUUUCACUCUUUUUAUUUACCAGUUUUCAAGAUAAUGAAUUUUUUCCCUGCUGUCAUUCAAAGGUGACCAAUUAAGUUUUCCUCUCUUUUUUGGUAUCGUGAUGAAAUCAGGGAUUUAAAUAUUGAUGGGUUUUAAUCCAUUUCAAUUUUUAUCCUCGUGGAAGCUCAAAUGUUUCAUUUUUGGGCAGUAGAAACUUCUUCAAGAGGCUCCUGAGUUCUUUUGACAAGUUUUUAGUUUUCUUGUUAUCUGCUAUGACAAGAUGUUCCGGUUUCAUUUUGUACAUUUCUUGCCCCAACCUGGAGUCAGCUAUUUCUCCAGAAAGCCCUGGUUUAUUCUAGCAGGAAAUAUCAUCACAGAUCAUAAUCCAGAGUUAGGAAUUGGUCAUUGUGUCAGGACUUCUUCGUGGAAACACACACACACAUCCACGCACAGUUUAAAUAAAAAAUUAAUCUCUUCUAUAUUAUAUUGUAAUGGCAUCUCCUUUCUUCCACACCAUGAUUUUUAAGGACACAGAGAAAGACACAGAAUAUCCACACUUACUCAUUUGCCUUUCCCAUAUUAACAUACACAGCAGUCUAAGGGUAAUAAAACUCAUACUAAACCAAAAACCAAACCAAACCCAGUGCAGCCGAGUCAGUUCCGACUCAUGGUGACCCCACGUGUUACACAGUAGAACUGAGCUCCACAGGGUUUUCUUGGCUCUCAUUUUUAUGGAAGCUGAUCACCAAGCUUUUCUUCUGUGGCAUCACUGGGUAGGUUCAAACUGCCGAGCUUUCCGUUAGUAACUGACAGCAAAUAGUUUGCGCCACUCAAGGACAUAAUACUCAUACCAUAACCACCAAAAUGAUUACCGAAAACAGUUAAAAAUUCCUUUUGUUUUUGUUCUCCACAUUAUUCCUCCAUUUUUAUAGUUGUGAUAUACCUAAAUUACUGGAUCACGUGCCACUGAAUACAAUACUCACUCCCUUUUUAGUAUCGUUUCUGUGAGUAACUGUAUAUCUAAUGCUCACCCAUACCUUAUGUCAAUGUCCCUCUGCUCCAGCGGUUUUCAAGGUGUGGUCUGAGGACCCCUGGGGGUCCCUGGGACACUUUUAGGGGGGUCUAUGUGUUUUUUUUUUAUGUGGUUGAAAUUAUUAUCAUAAUACUAAGACUUAAUUUGCCCUUUUCAUUACGUUGAUAUUUGCAAAACCCUAUGAUGGGCAAAACUGUUGGUGCUUUAGCACAAAUCAAGGCAGUGACACUAAACUGUACAAGUAGCCCUUGUAUUCUUCAGUGCUACCCACUGGCAGUAAAAAUAAAUAAAUAAAUAAAUAAAAAGGGAAGUUUCAUUUAAGAAUGUCCUUCCUGAAACAAAAAUGAUUUAGUUUUGCUAAAGCUCAACUCUCAAGUAUACAUCUUUCUAAUAUGCCUUACCUUUAAUAUGUCUAUGACUUAUUCAUUUUUUGUAUCUCUAGAGCUCAACCAGCUAUCAAUCAUAGUAUACUUCAAAGAGUAUAUGUACCUCAUAUAGAAUAUGACUCUACUCCUUUGCCCCUGCCUUGUUUGUUACCAGCUCCCACCAAUAAAAACAAAUCUAUCCAGUCCUUGUCCCUUUGCCACAUCACAUCCUCAGAGCAAUAACCCUGGGUGUUGUAUAACGAAGAUUAAGUUUCUGAACUUCUUCCACCUGAGUAAGGGUUUACUGUUCAGUUCUUGUCCCUGAUCCUCCUCUCUCCCUGCUCUGCCCUCAAGUAUUAGUUUUUGUGGCUCUUAGGACUUGGAGUCCCCACGUCUUUCAUGUUCUGACUUGGGUGAUGACCACCAGUGCUGAUCAUGUCAAUCUCACUUGUCUUCCUUGUUCUUUGAAUGCUUUGUAUUCAAUUUGGAGGCACUUUUUAAAAAAAUUUUAUUUUGCUUUAAGCAAAAGUUUACAAAUCAAGUCAGUCUCUCAUACAAAAACUUAUAUACACCUUGCUAUAUACUCCUAAUUGCUCUCCCCCUAAUGAGACAGCACACUCCUUCCCUCCACUCUCUGUUUUCGUGUCCAUUUGGUCAGCUUCUGACUCCUUCUGCUCUCUCAUCUCUCCUCCAGACUGGAGAUGCUGAAAUAGUGUCUACUUGAUCCAAGAAGCUCAUUCUUCACCAGUAUCAUUUUCUAUCCCAUAGUCCAGUCCAGUCCCUGUCUGAAGAGUUGGCUUUGGGAAUGCUUCCUGUCUUGGGCUAACAGAAGGUCUGGGGACCAUGACCUCCAGGGUCCUUCCAGUCUCAGUCAGACCAUUAAGUCUGGUCUUUUUACUAGAAUUUGGGGUCUGCUCUCCUGCUUCCUCAGGGUUUCUCUCUUGUGUUCCCUGUCAGGGCAGUCAUGGGUCGUAGCCGGGCACCAUAUAGUUCUGGUCUCAGGCUGAUGUAGUCUCUGGUUUAUGUGGUCCUUUCUGUCUCUUGGGCUCAUAAUUACCUUGUGUUUUUGGUGUUCUUCACUCUCCUUUGCUCCAGGUGGGCUGAGACCCACUGAUGCAUCUUAGAUGGCUGCUUGCUAGCAUUUAAGACCCCAGAAGCCACUCUCCAAAGUGGGGUGCAGAGUGUUUUCUUAACAGAUUUUAUUAUGCCAAUUGACUUAGAUGUCCCCUGAAACCAUGGUCCCCAAAUCCCCGCCUCUGCUAUACUGGCCUUCAAAGUGAUCAGUUUAUUCUGGAAGCUUCUUUGCUUUUAGUUUAGUCCAGUUGUGCUGACCUCCCCUGUAUAGAGUGUUGUCUUUCCCUUCACCUAAAAUAAUUCUUAUCUACUAUCUAAUUAAUGAAGUCCCUCUCCCCCUUUCCCUCCUCCCCCCCUUUCCCUCCUCCCCCCAUAACCAUCAAAGAGUUUUUCUUGUCUGUUUUAACUAUUUCUCCUGUUCUUAUAAUAGUGGUCUUAUACAAUAUUUGUCCUUUUGCAACUGACUAAUUUCACUCAGCACGAUGCCUUCCAGAUUCCUCUAUGUUAUGAAAUGUUUCAUGGACUCAUCAUUGUUCUUUAUCGAUGCAUUGUAUUCCACUGUGUGAAUAUACUGUAAUUUAUCUAUCCAUUCAUCCACAUGGAAACCCUGGUGACGUAGUGGUUAAGCACAGCCAAGAGGUCGGCAGUUCGAAUCCGCCAGGCGCUCCUCGGAAACUCUAUGGGGCAGUUCUACUCUGUCCUAUAGGGUCUCUAUGAGUCGGAAUCAACUCAACGGCACUGGGUUUGGUUUUUUAUUCAUUCACUGAUGGGCACGUUGGUUACUUCUACCUUUUUUCUAUUAUAAACAGUGCUGCAAUAAACAUGGGUGUGCAUAUAUCUGUGUAAAGUCUCUUAAUUCUCUAGGAUAUAUUCCAAGGAGUGAGAUUGCUGGAUUGUAUGGUAGUUCUAUUUCUAGUUUUUACAGGAAGCGCCAAAUUGAUUUCCAAAGUAGUUGUGCCAUUUGAUAUUCCCACCAGCAGUGCAUAAGUGUUCCAAUCUCUCCACAACCUCUCCAACAUUUAUUAUUUUGUGGUUUUUUUGAUUAAUGCCAGCCUUGUUGGAGUGAGAUGGAAUUGCAUUUGGAGGCACGACUUUCAAUGCACUGUCAGUAAGACUGGUUCCUGGUCUCCUGGCUGCCACAUAGACCGUGUUUCUGCUUUUUAGUGUUUCUUGAGUGUCUGAUUCCACUGAGUGCCCAGGGCAGCAAAAAUUUCAUUCAGGAUUUAGUCUGAAGCUGCCUUCCUGACCCUUGCUUCAUUGGGGAGCUUCUUCCUUUUAAACAUUUUCCCAGGGAAGUAUGGUGUCCUCUUCUGGUUCUGGCCCAGGCUUGUAGUGGGGAUGAGGGAAGGUCAAGUGGGAAAGAGGCAGCCACAGGUCAUCAGUGGGUGGGGCUUGGGGGCAAAAGUCGUCACUCAAAGAAGACCGGAUUUUCAAGUCAAAAUGGGGGACACCGUCACGAUGCUAGAUUAACCACCAAACAAAAUUCCAGAUGGUGAAAUUUCAGAAAUUUAACAAUCUUGUUUUACUUUGUUAGAAGUUCUAAGUCUCUGCUCUGAAGGUGUGAUGUGGCAUUUUGAUCCCCAGAUGGCGAUCGAGACCGUAACUAAAACUUGUUUUCUCAAUUUCCGCUUUGGAGGGAAUCCCCGUGGACGCUUGAGAUUUUAUAAGGGGAUUUCCCUACGUUGGCUUCGCGUCUGGUUUCAUUCUCACAUUACCUCAAUCCUUGAAGAUCUACAAAGGGCGUGUGUGGCAGGGGUGGGGGGAGAAAGGGGGUAUAUAGAAAUUCAAGGAAGAGAGAAGAGGUUGUGGGAAGCUUACCAAGCCAGCCAGCCACAGACGCCUUCCACCUUUGUGUCUCGUCUCUGCUUGUCUCUUUUCCCCACUCUCUUCCUUAAACCCCUUUCCUUCUUAGGCGUGUGUUCUUAAUUACCGCAGUCUCCAGCUGUAGCAACAGAGACCUGGGCCAAAGAUAAAUUGAAUUUAAUAUUUUAUAAAAUGCUCUUAUGGAUACAGAACAAAACCUGGUAAUGUAAAACCUGAGAUUUAAAACAAACCAGUCCGUCUGGCAAAUUGGCUAUUCUGUGACCUCAGAUCAGCUUCCCAUUCACCAUGAGAUGUCUUCAGAUACGUAAUUAUAAUCUAAGGGCUAAUCGCAGAUUAUAAUGUAACUCUACUAGUACCGAGCUCCACCACGGCAGGAAUUUUGCCUAUUUUUAUUCAUUGAUGUAUUCCUGGUGCCUAGGAUUUUUAGGAUAGUGUCUGGUUUAAAGUAGGCACUCAAUAGGUAUUUGUUGAAUGAAAGAAUGAAGAUCAGGGAACUCGAGGCCAAGAUAGUCUGAAUAGUUUACCCAGUCACAGGGCCAGUCCUACAACUCAGGUUUGGUGUCCUUUUCACUAAUUUUUACCAUCCCGACAAUAUUUUCAUUUUGAGUCUUCUAGUUCUAAUAACUGAAUGAAAAGCUUCAUUCCUUCUUUCCUUUUUUUAUAUUGUAGUGAAAAUAUGCACAAGAAAACGUAUGCCAGUUUAACUAUUUCUACCUGUAUAAUUGAAUGACAUUUAUUACGUUCGUCUAGUUGUGCGAUCAUUCUCGCUUUUUCCAAAUUAUUCCAUUCAUCCUCUUUUCAAGCAAUUUAACCCGAUGCUGUUGAGUCGAUUCUAGCUCAUAGCGACCCUGUAGGACAAGAGUAGAACUGCCCCAUAGGGUUUCCAAGGAGCAGCUGGUAGAUUUGGACUGCCAUUCUUCUGGUUAGCAGCCAAUGAUCUUAACCAUGGAGCCACCAGGGAUCCUAAAGCAAUUUAGUCAUCAGAGAACUGGAAAGGGGAUUUUCUCUGUCAGAAGUAUCAUCUGAAUGAGGUACAUUACUUCCUUUUUUCCACCUUGACCACAUUCAUUAGCAUCUUCUCUCUUCUUCCCUAGAUGAAAAGCUUCAUUUAGCAUUAUUUUCAUGUCAAAAAGAACUUCCUUACACUUUGUCUGAAUAUGGAUAUAAAUAUAAAUAUAAAUAAAAAUGUCUAUGUUUACAUUUGUCUUUAUGUGCAUAUCUAUCUACACACAGAUACACACCAAAUCACUACCUGCUAUUCCCUGAAAAAAAAAAAAUUCCUGCCCUCUUAUACCCUGGAGGGUGCUACAUAGCAGUGACGUCACCAGGGAGGUGCAGGGUGGGGGGAUGCAGACCCCACCGAGUGACACUGUCAGAAGUUGUGACAUCAAAAUGACUAUCUAUAAAAUUUUUGUGCAGUGUUUCAGCAGAAAUUUAUUAUUUUUUACAAACAUAUCCCUGUAGUUAGUUAUAACAACAAAACAUUUUUUGAAAGUCCAGUGUACAUGUGUCAAUAUAACUAUAAGGCUAAAACUCUAUGCUAAUUUACUUUUUGAACCUUCUACUGCAGUCUGGUCAGAGCUCUCAUUAUUACCCAAUUACAAUGAUGCUUUGAAUCACAUGGUUUUGUUUGCAUGCGCCACAAACAUGCGCUGUUGUUUUCCUUGCCGGUGGUGUUUUUAUAGCCCCCAAUUUUGUCAAAUUUUUUGGCUUUUUUGCUCAAUAUUGUGGUAAUUAGUAUUUGUGAACCUGUAUCAAUAACUUUUUUGAGAAUGAAGUAGUAAGUAAAGGAAAAGAAUGAGUGAUAUAUGGGAAUUACAAUUUACAAGUAACAUCAGUACAAAAAACAGUACUAAAGAUUUUGUAUGGUCUGGUAUGGGAGGAGGUCCAUGCGGGAAGGUGACACCAUGAGUUAUCACACUGAGUGACACCAACCCUAGUGACACCACUGCUGUAUAGGAUUGUUCAUGUGAAUUACAACUUGACUGCAGAUCAGUUCCUGCAACUUUGCAACUCCAAGUAUCUGUUUCUCUUUGCCUGCCACGAGAUGCUUUUUAGUAGGUAGUCUGUUUGGGUCUUGAAUGGUUAUCAUAUAAUGCAUCUUUUAUUUUUCCUUCUUUUGUAAUUUCUCAUUGGGGAAAGCUGAAAGUUGUAGGAAUAUGGCAUUUCUGGGUUCUGUAGUAUGUAGUUUACCACUCAUCUGUCAGUUUGUCAUACUAUUGUGGCUUGCAUGUCGCUAUGAUGCUGGAAGUUAUGCCACUAAUAUUUCAAAUACCAGCAGGGUCACACAUGGUGCACAGGUUUCAGCGGAGUUUCCAGACUAAGACAAAGUAGGAAGAAAGGCUUGGUGAUCAACUUCGGAAGAUUAGCCAAUGAAAACCAAAUGGAUAAGGACGGACUAUUGCCUGACUGGACUCAAACAUGCCAAUGAUGGUGGGGACCGACAACAUAGUAUGUACUGUAGCAUAUUAGGAAGCAGUUCUUAACCAUUUUAUGGAAGGUCCAUGUGGCCUACAGAGGUUGCCACAAAUAAAACAGUGUAACUAUGUGUACUUUAAAAGGGGAGCUUAUAAAGAUCACAUUUUGUCUCAAAAGAAGGUCUUUCUCAAAUGUGAUGCAAAGCUAUCUCCUAUAUAUAUAUGUAUAUAUAUAUCCCCAGCUCAAUUGAUUAUUAAGCAUUAGAAACAUUCCGAGGAAAGAGCAAGAGCAAUGACAAGGGCAGUGCAGGCUUUGAUUAAUCAUAUACAUCCCUGUAACCAUAUGUAUGGCCUCAUCAUCAUCUAUAUCCACAUAGUGGUAAAAUAUUAGAGUUAGAAACAACUUUAGGAGAGUGCCUGAUCUGGAAUCUUGGCUUCAGGGAAUACUUUUGUUCUCUUUAUACAGAUUAACUAAAACCAAACUAAGCCAAACCUCAUGUCUUCGAGUCAGUUCCGACUCAUGGCAACCCCACGGGUUACAUAGUAGAACUGUUCCACAGGGUUUUCUUAACUUUAAUCUUUCCAGAAGCAGAUUGCUACGCCUUUCUUCGUGGCAUUGGUUGGUGGAUUCAAGCCGCCAAUCUUUAGGUUGGUAGAGCUGAGCGCAAACUGUUUGCAGGGAUCUAUUCAGAUAACUAAAAACAAAAAACAACCCAUUUCCGAAGAGUUGAUUCCAGCUCAUAGCUACUUUAUAGGACGGAGCAGAGCUGGCCCAUAGAGUUUCCGAGGAGUGCCUGGGAUUCAAACUGCUGACUUUUUGGUUAGCAGCCUAGCACUUAACCCUACGCCACCAGGGUUUCCAUUCAGUUAACUAGAGAGGUAAAAUCAGUAGUUUUCUACUUUAUCUUGCCUAAAAAUUUCCUGGAUUGCUAAUUAGUGUUACUUGCCAGGUCUCACUCUAACAAAUUCUGAUUCCGUGGUUUUUGCUGUCUCUGGGUUGGAGCAUGCGACUCUUCCUUGGUCUAAAUCCUGACCUUCUUGCAUCAAAGCAUUGAGGACCACCGAGUGCACACGUGCUCAUAUGACCAGAGGAAAUGAGAAAUGGAAGAUGCUGGGUCAUGGUCAAGUCCUAGCUUAGUGCACUACUUCUUAUGCUGAGAAGGUGAUGGUAAGAAAGAGAGUUGGUCAGGUACUAUAAGGAUACCAAUCAUCAACCCACAAGAGGCAGGUAAGGUAAGUUAGUAAAGCGGGCUGUGUGGCAAUGUGGUGACCACAGCCUUGUAUUAAAGGUCAGCCACAGCCCCGUCCGCUUGUUGUCAGAAUCUGAUUUUUUUUUUUGGAAAAAGAAAAAUCAUAAAUUUGUAGGUUUUUAUGGGAAAUCAGAUUUGCUGGUGUGAGUCAACCCUGCAAGCAUCAAGUUAAGUCACAUUUAAAGUCCAAACGUGGUGCAAGAGGCUCAUUUUAAAGCCUCAGGUUCAUGAUGUCAGAUGUAAAAGGGGAAACAGAAAAUGUACACUUCACAUCUGUGCAUUUAACAUACAGGCACGGAGGAACUUUGCCCGUGAGAAAUCUGACCCAGUCAAAUCAAUCUUAACCAUCACUUACUCAUUGAAUAAUGAUGCUGGAAUUACACCAUUUAGAAAUAAAAAUAAAAUAAUCUAUUCAUUAACAACACCAGUAAACAUGAACAUAACAAACAAAAGCCAGGCAACUAAUCAAAAUAUGCCACCCAUAAGACUUCCUUAUUAAAAAUUCACAAAGUUAGUUGUGAACUUAAUAUUCAACCAAUUUGAAAAACUGAAGCACAUAAUGUUUUUAGUUUAUUAUUCUUUUUAGCGUGCAAUUGACUUGCGUUCCUAUACUAUAGCUAAGGACAGAUGAUUAUUCCUUCAGGGGAAUAUAUUGUUUGAGGCUGGAAUUUGGAUUAAAUUCCUAGGCAUCAAUUCAGUUUUCUUAUUUUGGUGACAGAUUGAUGAGAAAUCCACAUACCAUGUUAUAAACCUGGAAUUUUUCUGUGUAGUAAUUUUUUUUUUUUUUAAUUCUAGCUCUUAUAUUUUAAGAAGCAAUUUGCUUUUGCAUUAGAUAUGUGGCAUUUCAUGAUCGGGUCUGCUUUGUUUCAUAGAAUCAGUGUUUCUUGCAUCUUUAAGGGCUACCACACAUCUGUUAGAGGCCCUUGGGUGGCGCAAAUGAUCUGUGCUCAACUACUAACCCAAAGGCUGGCGGUUUUAACCCACCCGGUGGCACCGUGGAAGAAAGGCUUGGCAAUUUACAGAAGGAGAGAUUUCAGCCAAGAAAACUCUAUGGAGCUGUUCUACUCUGUAACACAUAGGGUCCCCAAGAGUUGGAAUUGACUCAACGGUGACAAAUUUUCACACCUGUUAGCCCUUAUUUCAGUGGUAUUUCAUCAUUUUUGCUUAAUGUGGGAGCCUGGUGGUGUAGUGGUUAAAGAGCUUAGCUGGUAACCAAAAGGUUGGUGGUUUGAAGCCACCAGCCAUUCCAUGGGAGAAAGAUGUGUCAGUCUGCUUCCAUAAAGAUUACAGCCUUGGAAACCCUAUGUGGCAGUUCUACUCUGUCUGAUAGGGUCACUAUGUGCUGGAAUCGACUUGACUGCAGGGGGUUUUGGGGGGUACUUAAUUGCACUGACCAUCUGCUGAUUAUAUCAUGCAGGUGCUGGACUCAAUGAGAGAGCAGCAAAUGAAUACCUCAUGGAUUAGUAGGAAUACAUGAGCUAUUUUUACCUGAAACCCGGAUACAAUCUCAGGUAACACUGUUACCAGGUGAAACCCCCAGGUUCUUGCUUGGCAUGACUCGUAUGGGCCAAUAAACUAGAGACUGAAGUGGGAGAACAGGAAGGGCACGCUUUAUUUCAUUGUACAAGGAAAAGGAGGCAGUCAGAGCUGCUGCCGCCAAGACUGCUCCCCGAGGGCGAGCAGACAAGUUACCUUUAAGGGGUUUGCAAGUAGGGAGUUCAAACAAGUUACGUCAGCAACAUUCUUAAUCAUACUACACAG
Loxodonta africana (African savanna elephant) is the source of this 11898-nucleotide messenger RNA. Its product is annotated as HLA class II histocompatibility antigen, DO beta chain. Gene Ontology annotation, biological process: antigen processing and presentation; immune response. Gene Ontology annotation, cellular component: MHC class II protein complex; membrane. Lineage: Eukaryota; Metazoa; Chordata; Mammalia; Proboscidea; Elephantidae. The transcript is spliced from 6 exons. The record is from RefSeq and is a predicted model, not a curated record. The coding region runs from base 98 to 931 and encodes 277 amino acids.